GGUUAAUUAUUACCAAUAUGCGACACCCGGAAGUGUUGAAGCUUCGUAACACGGAGGCAACGUCGAGCUGAAGAGGCAAAUACCAGACAUUUUCACUUAAAAAGAUCUCCAACAUGUCUGAAGAGAGCAACAAGCUGGACCCCAUCUCUGCAGUCGGAAUAGUUAGCUCACUCACCAAAAUCCCUGACGGCUACUAUGCUGUUACACAAACAACAGAUGGCUCCGACGCCGACCUGUGGAAGGACGGCUUAUUCAAAUCCAAGGUCACUCGCUACCUUUGCUUCUCCAGGAAAACUGAGCCUGAAGUUGUUGUGGAUAUGAAGCUGAUUGACAUCAAGGACCCGCUGCCAGAGUCCUUCACACUUGUGCAAGAAACAUUAGACAAAAAGGAAGCUGCCAUGAGGAAGAGGAGGCUGUGUGUGAAAAUGAGCACUCGUGAAGCUGCCGAGACAGCUGUAUGUGACAUCCAGAUCACCGCCAAAGCCAAGUACCAGCUUGUUAACUACACCUGUGUAGGAGAGAUAAACAAUAUGGGAAUAUGGUAUCGCAUGGGAGACGUUCCUCGGAGUCAGUCAUCUCACCAAACCAGGAGCGCUCCAAAAACUGACGCCCUGUGCAGCACAAUAAGUAGGAUCGCCAUCAGCAGGCCACAGUAUCAACAGCUGAACAAUGGCAUCUACACUAUGACAGCUCUCGAUGAUGUGCCAUUUAUGGUGUCGGAGAAGUUUCAUGUAAAACCUCAACAGAUGCAGCAAGUCAAUUUAAUGGGCAUUACGAUCAAAUCCCUGGCAGAGAUCGAGGAGGAAUUCCACUACAACUUCGGCACAGAACUGAGUAUUGUUCCUUAACCCCUCGUCCGGCUCUUCCUCAGAGAAUCGCAACAAAAACACUUAAAUGGACAAGAAGGAUCAUUUUUGAGUUAAACAGGAGUUUUUUAGUUUCAAAUGUUGCAUGAUUUUUAAUUUUAUUUAAAUUAUUUAAUUUCUAAAAAGUACUAGAAAAGAUGCUUUGUACGUAAUUUUUAUUUUAGAUAACUCUUGCAAACCUUUUGAUAGUUCUUUUUUUUUUUAUCUGUGUUUCUCAAAUUGCAGCACGGGGUGAGAUUUAAACUUUCUGUGCCAAAAAUAAAACUAAUUCACAUUCCCAAACGGAGUAUUUGUUAAAUCUACGUUAGCUGUGACUCACGUUUCGCUCGUCAGAGUUGCACGUCGUUGCCGAUGCCUCGGGAGGAUGAAGGAGAACGCACAAACAGGUCCAUCUGAUGCUCAUUUGCCAGAAGAAGCGUCUUUCUGUCAGGAAGUUGAUCAUGAGCAGCACACGGCACGAAUGAGCGGAGCCUUGAGACGUGGAGCGUUUACCCCAGACACACACACACACACGCGCGUCAACAGUGGCUCCUUUACUGACUCAGCUCUUUUAAAAGCACCACUAUCUUAAGUUUUAGCGGUGGAGAAUAUUCAUCCAGUCUGCUGCAUAUCCUGA
This is a messenger RNA of Xiphophorus couchianus (Monterrey platyfish), 1482 nucleotides long. RefSeq names its product multivesicular body subunit 12Bb (gene mvb12bb). Gene Ontology annotation, cellular component: ESCRT I complex; late endosome. The transcript has 10 exons. Gene Ontology annotation, biological process: viral budding; regulation of epidermal growth factor receptor signaling pathway; virus maturation. The record is from RefSeq and is a predicted model, not a curated record. The coding region runs from base 114 to 848 and encodes 244 amino acids. Lineage: Eukaryota; Metazoa; Chordata; Actinopteri; Cyprinodontiformes; Poeciliidae.